Budorcas taxicolor (takin) is the source of this 3943-nucleotide messenger RNA. It is a transcript of the gene ZNF704, whose product is annotated as zinc finger protein 704. The transcript is spliced from 9 exons. NCBI's taxonomy places the organism in Eukaryota, Metazoa, Chordata, Mammalia, Artiodactyla, Bovidae. Bases 1 to 1746 code for a protein of 581 amino acids. Gene Ontology annotation, cellular component: nucleus. Gene Ontology annotation, molecular function: RNA polymerase II cis-regulatory region sequence-specific DNA binding; DNA-binding transcription factor activity. The record is from RefSeq and is a predicted model, not a curated record. Gene Ontology annotation, biological process: regulation of transcription by RNA polymerase II.
AUGCAGGCGCGGCGUCUAGCCAAGCGCUCCAGCCUGGGCAGCCGCCGGGGCAGCGCCGCGCUGCAGCCGCCCGGCCCCGCGCCCGCGCCCGCCCGGGAAGGCGCGCUGCCCGGGCUCCCGCCGCCCGCCCCGGCCCCGGCCCCGGAGAGCUGGAGGCCGCCGCUGCCGCCACCGCGCAACGCCGGGACCGACCCGCCUCGCGCCGGGGCCGCCGCCGCCGCCUCGUCUCCGGUGCUGCUGCUUCUGGGGGAGGAAGACGAGGACGAAGAGGGCGGGAGCCGGCGGCGGAGGGGGCUCGGGCGGGCGCCGGCGAAGCCCCGAGGGGGCGCGGAGGAGGAGGAUGACGACGACGAGGACGAGGACGAGGAGGUGGUCGUCGAGGUGGUGGACGGCGACGACGACGACGAGGACGGCGACGAGCGCUUCGUGGCCCUCGGCCCCGGCCGCGCGCUCCCCAAGGGCCCGGCCCGGGGCGCCUUGAAGGUGGGGAGCAUUAAGCGGGAAAUGACCUUCACAUUUCAAACAGAGGACUUAAAACGUGACUCUAGUAAAAAAAUGUCCCAUCAACACUUGUUUCCUUUGGCCAUGGAGGAAGAUGUGAAAACAGCAGACACCAAAAAAGCUAACCGAGCACUUGACCAUGAAAAAGAAAACACUCGCUCCAUCUGUCUCCUUGAGCAAAAACGAAAAGUUGUUUCAUCCAAUAUUGAUGUUCCUCCAGCAAGGAAAUCUUCGGAGGAGCUGGACAUGGACAAGGUGACAGCAGCCAUGGUACUCACCAGCUUGUCCACCAGCCCCUUGGUUCGGAGCCCUCCUGUGCGGCAGAACGAGGGCCUGAGCGGAUCCUGGAAGGAGGGGGGCGGCGUGCCUUCCAGCACCAGCAGCAGCGGCUACUGGAGCUGGAGUGCCCCCAGCGACCAGUCCAACCCGUCCACGCCGUCCCCGCCGCUGUCCGCCGACAGCUUCAAGCCCUUCCGCAGCCCUGCGCCCCCAGACGAUGGCAUCGACGAGGCGGAGGCCGGCAACCUGCUCUUUGAUGAGCCCAUCCCCAGGAAACGAAAGAACUCCAUGAAGGUGAUGUUCAAAUGCCUCUGGAAGAACUGUGGGAAGGUUCUGAGUACUGCAGUGGGUAUCCAGAAGCACAUCCGGACCAUUCAUCUCGGGCGUGUUGGGGAGUCUGACUACAGUGAUGGAGAAGAAGACUUCUACUACACUGAGAUCAAGCUCAACACAGACUCCAUGGCAGACGGUCUGAGCAGCCUGGCCCCGGUUUCGCCCUCCCAAUCCCUGGCUUCGCCUCCUACUUUUCCCAUCCCAGAUUCCAGCCGAACAGAAACUCCUUGUGCCAAAACCGAGACAAAACUGAUGACACCCUUGAGCCGCUCUGCUCCCACCACCCUCUACCUCGUGCAUACUGACCACGCUUACCAGGCCACACCCCCUGUGACCAUUCCAGGAGCAGCCAAGUUCACCCCCAAUGGCAGCAGCUUCAGCAUUUCUUGGCAGUCUCCUCCAGUCACCUUCACAGGCAUUCCAGUGUCACCAACCCACAGCCACCCAGUGGGCACAGGAGAGCAGAGACCGCACACUCACACCGUCCUGUCCUCCCCCCCAAGAGGGACGGUCAGCCUAAGGAAGCCCCGGGGAGAGGGCAAGAAGUGCCGGAAGGUGUACGGCAUGGAGAAUCGGGACAUGUGGUGCACGGCCUGUCGCUGGAAGAAGGCCUGCCAGCGUUUCACUGACUGAUGCGCGGGCCCCUAACUCGCCCCUGACACUCCUGCCCUCCUGUUCCUCCGAGGGUGUUGGAAAGUGCUUUUCCUUCCGUACCAAACCCACUUGAAGCCCAGGGAAAGCACUUCUAGGAACCUUGGUGAAAUCACAGCAAAAAAACAAAAAAGGACACCACCUUCCCUGUUCUUGCUGAGAACCCAGCUAAGAACAGCUGUAACUAUUCUUUUCCUUAAAAAGAAAAGUCAACUUUUUUUUUUUUUUUUUGCUGUAGGUCUAGGUCUGAAAACUGUGGACUUCUGUAGCAAUCGAACCAACCAAGCCCAUUUUUCCUAGAAAGGAGGCCUAUUUUGAUAAACUUUCUCGAUAAUACCAUUUCUGAGAUUUUUUUUUUUGACACUUAAGAAGCUACAAGUUAUUCCGUAGCAUUUGUAUAAAGAACAAUACCUGUUUUCAUUGUGAAGUCUUUUCCCUGUUCUCCAUCGGACUUCUGGGAGCAGUUCACAUCAUGAUCUGUUGCCAGGAAGUGGCAGCACUCUGGGUAUCUUUUCUAUGUCUUUUUUGUUUGUUUUGUUUUGUUUUGAAGAAUGGCCCCGAAUUGAACCAUGGUAGAGCUGUUAGCUUGAAGGGCCCUGGAGGGCAUAAGCCCGAAAAGAGAUUGAUAGUGGACAUCACCAGCAGAUUUCAUCCCCAGCUGAGUUCAGGACAUCCUGUGUCACUGUUGGAAAACAUCUGGGAGUCUUCCUCAGAAGCCCCACCCUGAGAGAUGGCCCCACCCACUCUCUCCUGGCUACAGUGCACUCAAGACCUGAAGUGUCGCCAUCUGGGUAAGCCUCGAAGCUUCCUUCAGUGAUGCGAUGCCAACCCCAGCUCAGAUCUGUUCAUCACUGCUCAUCUGACGGUUGUUGCCAGGUCAGAGGCUCAUCAGGCCUUCCUUCCCUCAAAAUGCCACAGCAGACUGGUUUCAGAAAAGGUAGAGAACUCAGGCCAUCCCAGCAGGUUGCUUCAGACUAUGCAGAGCACAGCCUCCGUGUGUUCAGAAAGUCAUGUGAGGUCAACAUCCAUUCUGAGUGCACUUAUAUAGGUUUUAGGCUUUAGCGCGUCUGGGAGAUGGGUUCAUGAACACUAUAAAGAUUAUAUGGGGAAAGGGAAGGUCCAAACCUUUAUUUUUCUUAUCAGAAUAUUGGAGCUAUUCAUUAAGAAUUCGCUCGGAAAGGAAUGUAUGAAACACCAAAAGGAAAUUGCGUGUUGGUAUAGGAAUCUCUCAAUUCAAUCGGACCAGGGCUUGCACUGUGUUCCAUUUAUUAGGCUUUUAGCCUGGUGUGUGUUUGUUCGUCCGUCUUGCUAGUAGUGGUGCCAGGACAGGGGUAGUUCUCAAGCCCUAUAAAUAAGCUCAUUCUCUGUCUACCCUCCUCUUGAUCGCCCUGCUCGAGUUAUUUGUCCUGUACCUAUGCAAAGACGCAAGAGCACCUUAGAGGAUGCACUGUGUUGGAACGGGGGCCUAGGAUCAGCCAUGAGGCCUAGGAUCAGCCAUAGGAAUGUUGACUGAAAUUGCACAGAGCAAAGUUUAAUAUAUUUAGAGGUUGUACAUACACUUUUUUUUAAAGAGGAGAAAGAAAUCAUCUAGUCAUAACAGAUAUCCUUGUUUUUUUUAAUACGCAAGGGGAAAAAGGAGAUUCUACAGUGUAACAAUCUGUGCACUCAUAUAUUUUGGCAAUUUUAUUUUUUAAACUCUCAUAUGACAUUUGAAGCAUUAUUCCUUGAAAGAGAGCCUAUUUUCCUCCUUAAUUUUUCUUUAAAAGCGCUUAAGAGAGCAGAGAAAGAGCUUCGUUUAAUAUCACAUUGUGAUUACCAGUCAGUAAAGGACCAGCUAUAAUGUAUGUUUUAGCACUGACGAGGUCAGCCAGGAAAGGGUUUUUUAAGUACAGAAACGUAUUUACACCCUCUAUCCCAGCCUGUCUUUUCUUCUCCCUGGUAUCCUAUUGCUUCACCCACUGGCGUCUCGGCUAGGAGGUGAUGCUCUGGCCUGAACCAGGAAGCCCUGUGCUGUGACUGGACUGCCCAGCGGCCACAGUGCCCACUGGUGAGUCCCAGAUUGGCCAGCCAUUUGAGCAGGCUCACUGUGGACUUCAGUGCUGUUGGGCGUAACCCUGGAGGAGAGGGUUUUCUCUUCAGCAAGGUUCCAUGGCCCUUGGUCCUUGGAUUAAAUCACUAA